AUGAGGCUCUCCACGCUUGGGCUUCUUUUUCUCGUGCAUCUAGGCCUAUCAACCGCAAAGACUUGUUACGCCCCCGACGGAACUGCAGCCGACAACGACAUAUAUGCGCCAUGUAUUGCGAUCGAAGGAGUACAGUCAAUGUGCUGCCGCAUCAAUGACACAAAUCCCGACACGUGUCUUGCUUCUGGUCUUUGUUACACAAAUGGCACGGGAGCAGGAUAUUGGAGAGACUUUUGUACUGAUGAGACAUGGGAGAGUCCAAACUGCCUGUCAAAGUCUAUCUGCAACACAACGGCAGAAGGAAAUUCAAGUUGGACAUACAUCAUGACAGCCUGCGGAAGUAAUAAGCAAUAUUGUUGUGGUGAUGAUACCUCAUGUUGCGGCACCGACGAUGCGAUUACCAUCAACGAUACUCUUGUCGCGAUCGGAGGCGUAGCUACAGCCACAGCUACGGCGACGAACUCGGUAGACGUGAAUGGUACAAAUUCUGGAUCAUCAGAUGAGUCUACAAAGCUCGCAAUUGGCUUUGGGGUUGCCCUUCCUUUGACAGCUCUAGCGGGCGCCAUGCUAGGUGCUGGAUUUCUCUGGGGAAGGAAGAAAACGCAGCGCAAAUGGCUGGAGACCAAAUAUCCUGAUGGUACUGCUGGCCAACUGCUGCAACCAACACUACAGCAAGGGAAUGCCCGGAAUCACCAUCCAAGUAUCUGCUCACGAAGUAUCCGGGUCUCCGUUAUCACCUUCUGA
Messenger RNA from Penicillium malachiteum, 744 nucleotides. RefSeq lists its product as uncharacterized. The transcript has 2 exons. NCBI's taxonomy places the organism in Eukaryota, Fungi, Ascomycota, Eurotiomycetes, Eurotiales, Aspergillaceae. The coding region runs from base 1 to 744 and encodes 247 amino acids. The record is from RefSeq and is a predicted model, not a curated record.